CAUUGUAGCCGGCUCCAGGUGGUGAAGUGCUGUAGCAGUCUUCAAACGUUGGUUAGGUGCGUCCCAUAACAAAGCCGUCAUCUCGAAGAAAACAGCUGUGUGGAUUGUACGAAGCGUAUUAUACAUUUUUUAUAAACGAAGAAUAUGGCACCUGUAUAUGAUUUCAGACAUGUUGAGCUGGAUAAGAUAGGAAGGGGGAAAAGAAUCGUGAAACCACCUGGUGGCGAGUGCAGUGACAUCUUCAGCCCUGGCAGAACCGCUGCUGACCAAAUCACCCCACGCAAGACCAAGAACUACAUGCAGUCUACCAUUUUCAGCCCCGACUCUCCCCAGAAUGGCCACUCUCAUAGUCCGACCACCCCUUCCAAACUUCUCGACACCCAAAGCCGUCUCUUCGGAUCUGACUCGGAAGAGCAUACCCCUAGGAGGGUGGUCAACAGGCAGAGAUCGUCCAUUUUUGAGGAUGAAGUCGAUUCCAAGCCACAUGUUCAGAAAACGACACCUGUCCGCCGACCCGUCAUCAACCCCAUCACAGGAGAACCUUUCCUAGAGAAUGGCACCCCUAAUGGUAGCUCAAACGGCGGAACUCCCAAUGGAAGCUCAAACGGAGGAACCCCCACCAAUGGCCACUCCAAUGGAUACACUAAUGGCCAUUCUUCUCCAAUGAAUGGCGACAGUCCAAUGAACGGCGAAGUAAGAAGAAAUCGCAUCCCUCCUGGUGGAAAAUCAUCCGGAAUUUUCUAGAAGACUGAUGGAAAUGAUUGCAGUUUGGAUUUUUGCUAAAAAGAAAUCCUCUCUUUGUUUUUUUUAUUAAUUUUUUUUUCUUCUCCUAUGUCUUCCAUUGAUUGGAUAAACAGAAGAUAACAGAAGCUCUGGUGGCAACAAGGAAAAAUUCAUUUGCAAGAUUUUUUAUGAAUCUAAAUUUUUCUCGGUGUGACUUUAGACUGGAGAUAUUCCUUUAAAGGUUUCAAGUUAUGUAAAUUUCAAAAAUCUCAAUUUUUCUCUUGCGGUAUAAAGUUUUUAUGUUUUCUUAAUGAUUUUCUUAGUAAAAUCUUUCACAGAUCGCAUCUUAUAUCGCAGAACAAAAUCUGCAUAUCGAACAAAUUGUAGUUCAGAGUUUGAAACAUUUGUGCUUAUAUGUAGUUUAUGAUAAACUAUAAAAUGUGUAGAUUUUGAAGUAGCAUAUACUCCUUCUUCUUUAAUUAUUUUUUAUAAAGAAUUACAUGGAAAUCAUUGCGAACCUCUGACUAACUGACGUCCAUUGUUGCCAAGCACCUGUAUACUUACUGAAAAAUUUUUUAAUAAUCUAAAUCUUAUUUGAUAAAUUCCGAUUAAAAACGAUUAAUUGUAUAGGGAACAAAAUAUAUGGCAUUCCAUCUAUUUAAAAUUUUGGUUUAGCUUUUGAGAUCAAAUUUUGUACGAAUCAACCGUAUUAGUUCUUUUGUCCUAUUUGUAUGUCGAUUUGUUUUGUAUUUGAUUUAUUUUACAUUUUUUUAAAUAAAUAAGAAAAGGGAGAGCAAGUGACGACCGGUGAAUAUUGUUUUAUUCUCUCUGUUUCUUUUUUCUACAUUAUGAGAAAUAUUUUUGUUUCUGAAUAUUCCAUAUUUUGUAGAAAACACGUUCGAUUUUUUUGUCGAGGUAUUCCUUUAAAUCAGAUCGCUGUAAUUUAAAUAUUUUUUAAGGAAAUCCAUAAUCGUUUGCGGCUGUAAAUAUUUUGAAACUUAUAAAAUAAUCGUUUGCAGUCGUAAAUAUCUUAAAACUUCGAAACCGUAUUAAAAAAAAACGUCUAACCGCUGAAUAUCAUAAACCGUCUUUGUUAAAAAAUGGCUGGACCAUUUAUUUUACUAUUUUUGCAAUCUUUUUAUUGCACGAAUUUUAUGAAAUAUUUCGAAUUCAAUUAUUUUAUUGAUUUGUUUGAAGUGAAAUACAAUCACAACCGAAACUGUACCUUUGAGAUGCCAAUCGAAUUAUUUGAACAUUUCCUUUUUGUCAAAGCCACCAGUGAAUUUUUGUGAUAUUUCUCUUCAGCAAACCGAAAUGCCUUUUGUUUGUUGAAUCUGCUUUUUGUAACUUCGAAAAAGCUGCUUUUUUUUUAUUUACUUUGGACCACUCGCCAUUUUUAUUUGAAUUUAAAAAAUGUUACGUGUGUAUGUUUUUUUUUUUUUUCUUACAUUGCAAUUUAUAUUAUGAAAGCAUUUUUUGCGUACUUUUAAGCUCUUACACCUUGUCUUUUUUUUAUAUCAAAUGUGUAAUGCAUGUUAUUAUGCUUGAGAGUAUGUUGUAGUGAUAAUGAUGAUUAUUAUCAAUGUGUUAUUACUUCCCAGCUUGAAAUUUAUUAUUUUGUGUCUUGUGUUUAUGUAUUUAGUUCCUAAAUAUUCUGUACCGAUUUAGUUAAAGCAAACUGUAGGGAAUUUUCCAUGCAGUAUUAUGAUGUAGUUCUUGUAGUCAACACUUUCUGUAAUGAAUUGCUUGUAUGAUCGAUAUUGUAAGUAACGUUCUUCACAAGAGAACUAGAAUGUGGGUUUUUUAUAUAUUGUAACUUGGCUUCUUUAAAUAAAUAUUUUACAAAAAUCAA
Molecule: messenger RNA, 2575 nt
Organism: Argiope bruennichi
Lineage: Eukaryota; Metazoa; Arthropoda; Arachnida; Araneae; Araneidae
Product: microtubule-associated protein Jupiter-like
Exons: 4
Coding region: 145-744 (199 amino acids)
Cellular component (GO): nucleus
Source: RefSeq, a predicted model, not a curated record